This is a messenger RNA of Durusdinium trenchii, 1352 nucleotides long. NCBI's taxonomy places the organism in Eukaryota, Dinophyceae, Suessiales, Symbiodiniaceae. The record is from the annotation of a GenBank genome assembly.
AGCCACACUGGCUCAAGGGCUUUUGCAAGUGAAAUUCCAGGCAGUUUCUUUCACUAAUUUGAGCGUUGUUGUUGAUUUCUUCUUCCAAGACGCUGCAUCUGGACUCUAAAUGGCUGCUGCAUGAGACCAGCGCUCGCACUUUCUGUGCUCCAAGGGCACAUAUCUACUGCUUGGAAGACUGAAGAAGGCCUCAACGGUCAAAGCUUCAAUGCCUUGGUGGACCCUCGCAACGUGCCUGACCAGACAUGGCCGGCGACCACAUCUGAGGACAGCCACAAGGCAUGGCCGGCAGGUCGCCAACCAGCAAGGCUGUCAGCUUGGCCUGAGAAGAACGGAGAGAUUGCCAUGUGCUGGGAAUCCAGAGUUUUGAAAGAUAUUCAUGACGGUUGGCCAGGGCAGUGUGUUGGCCUUAUGCUAGUACAAGCUCCAACAAUGGAGAAGUGCCGCGUCUCCUGUCUAAACCAGCCCAGGUGUCCGGUGUGGCAGUUCAACCCUGGACAAAUCAAAGGUGGUUGUUGGCAGGGACAGGGCCACCACUGCGAGACCCGCAACGGCUACGAUGCGGUGCAGUUUUCGGGUGGGCAGCGCAUUCAACACGGUAGCGUUAGGGUCAUCAAACAAAUGGCUGGCAUCGAGGUACACAACCUCCGACCCAUUGGAAAGCUGAGCAAUGAAGGCCAAAGUGCCAACAUCAAGCGAUGCAGGGAAGUUUGCUACUCCGACAUUCUGUGCCAAUACUGGCAGUACAGCCAAGAUGGCUGUCAAGUUGAAGACCCAACGUACAGCACGGUGCAAUAUCCCUUGACCCUUGAGGGCGGGGCUAGCACUACCAGCAGCUAUGCUAGGAGUGUUGUGGCGGGUGAAUUUAUCCAGCAUUAUUGUCCACCAAGAAGCCAGCAACCCGAUUUGGCAGCUCUUCGCCAGGAGAAGCCUGAUCCAUUGGGGUCUUACGCAAAUUGGAGGAUUGUGCCAUAUGGAAUUCUGGUUUCCUUAGUCCUCCUCAUGUUGAUGUGCUUGGCUUUCUGCGUGCUGGAUCAGAAGGAGAACACCCAAGCGCCAGACACGCAUGCAGAUGUGACAACUCCACCGCAUGUGCACGCCCAGAGCAGUUCCAGGCCAAGUGAGGUACCUCUUGCGCAGGCGCCCCUUCCUAUGCAACUGGCUUCGCUGCCACAAAGGUUCUUUGCUUCACGGCCAGUGCCUGUUGGAGCUGUGCCAGUGCGCGGGCCACCGAUGAUGCCGUUAUCAGCGUAUCGUCCUAGACCGUAGCUGAGUUCGAAGGAAGGCUUCGGUGAAAAAGUGCGCCGCUGGAAGCUGCAUCAUGUUGAUCACGGCAUACGGCUUCAAGUACC